Effrenium voratum is the source of this 1458-nucleotide messenger RNA. The record is from the annotation of a GenBank genome assembly. Lineage: Eukaryota; Dinophyceae; Suessiales; Symbiodiniaceae.
AUGGAGCUCGCCGCUGAGCCCCCAGUGGUUGCAAAGCCGGCGACUGUGAAGAAGGCAGACGCCAAGGAGGCGCCCUCCGCAACGGCGAAGCCGGCGAAGAAGAAGGAGCCCGAGAAAGAUCCCAAGGAGCUUCCCCCAGAGGUGGAGGCCAACCUGAAGAAGAAGGUUGCCAGCCGCAGCCACACGCUGCUCUUCGCCCAGCGGUCUGUGGAGUUCGUGAGGGGCCACAAGCUCCACACCUUGGCGGAGCGCGCGCUCAUGAUGAUGGAUGCCAAGGAUGGCGAAGCUCUUAUGAGGUCGCGCUCUGUGAACUUCGAGAGUCGGCACACGCUCGGCGGGCGGAUGCAGCACUUCCUGAAACUGCUGAAGUCCAAAGACCGCAGCAAUGAGGUCGAGCAAAUGGUCUCCUAUGCCUGGGACCUCGUGAAGAAAGAGGUUUGCAAGGGAGAGCGGUCCCCGAGCACUCGACGUUCCAGGACUCCCAAGAAGAAACGCAGCCGCAGCCGAAGCCGCAGCCGGCGCAAGCGGCGGCGCAGCCGAAGCCGAAGCCGGCGGCGGAAGAGCUCCAAAAGGCGACGCCGGAGGAAGCGAUCGCGCAGCACGGAGGGGAGCCAGAGCAGUUCGCCAGCUAAGGCGGCAGAGAGUAGCAGCAGCAGCAGCGAAAAGCCGAAAGAGGCCAAAGACGCCUCUUCCGGGCUGAAGGAGCCCCCGAGCGUCCCAAAGCGGCCGGCGGCGGCAAUUCCUCCACCCGCGCCGGAGACAGCGCCCGCGCCGAAGAUGGCGGCCAAGGCGGCAGUGAAGGCUACGGCAAAGGCACCGGCCAAGGCACCGGCCAAGGCACCGGCCAAGGCACCGGCCAAGGCACCGGCCAAAGGCCCCGAAGCCGGCCGAAGCCAUGUACAAAAAGUGGCGGCGGCGUUGGCGCAUGCGGAGCUGGAGGCGGAGCUGAAGCUGCAGGAGGAGAAGGAGAAGGACCAGCAGAGGAGGAAGAUCGAGUUUCAGAUCAAGAGCACCGAUCCAGUGGCAAGGAUGUUGAAGCUGAAAGAAACGCUUCGCUCCGACAAGGAAGGUGAGAAGCCGCCACCGCCGCCUCAGACAGAGGCGCCGUUAGAGCAAGAGGAGCCACCGCCGCCACCGGAGGAGCUCCUAGCGCAGCAGGAGGAGGCCCGGCCGGAGAUUACCGACUUGGCCAUAAUGCCGGAAGGGGAGCAUGAGCAGCUCGCCUGGGAAUGGCUGAAGAACCUCGAUGGCGGACGCGGCUCCCUGCUUCGGUACUUUACGGUGCUGAGGGAUGAGUUCGACUGCGACUUCGCGCAGCUCGCCGCAGCCAAGCUGGACAAGCCACUCUCCCCUGGUGCGCUUGGACAUUUGGAGCCCUCCUUCUUUGAGGCCUUAGGUGUGGAGCAUGUGGGCCAUCGCCUGCUGUUGGCCCGGGGCAUCCUGGCGCUGGAGGGGUAG